AUGAUUACCACGACUGAAGUGAUUCUACUCAUUAUUUUAAUCUGUGAAUCACUACAACAACCUCCAGAUUCUCCAGUUUCAAUAAUUGCUCAAACGUUAGGAAGAGAGGAAGCUGGCAAUGCCACUGAAACUGUAGUGCCUAGUGGAACUGCGGAAAAAUAUCACAAUGCAACAGAUCCGUCAUUUCUGUACAUUGUCCAACUUGAACUAAAAUCGAGCCGAGUCGAGGAACCAUACGCAGAAUUCGAAAAGCGGCUGGAUAAACUGGUAGAAAUGGCAUUCGCUCUGGCGGCUUACAAGCAUCGAAAACAAACGCCACCCGCUGAGAUUACCACUUCCAAUUCGGGCUAUAAAACAAAGAUUAUCCGGAUAAGAACAUCAGGAGAUCUGACAUAUAUCCAUUUCGUCACCUAUGCAGCCAACGAGCCAAUUCUUGGAGAGAUAGUCGCUGAUGAUAUGACACUUCUCACAAUGUCUCAAAUGUCGGCGACAUUACGUUAUCCGUUGAGCAAGAUCAUUUCUGAUCGAGACAUUGAGAAUCAAAGUACCACGAAGUUAUGGUUUUUGAUCGGGAUUUUAGGCACAGGAAUUAUUUUAAUUGUCAUUGGAUGGCUCUGUCUGUUUUUCUUUUUUAACGUUUGUGGUUUUGUGUAUGGAUCAAAAGCCGCAGCAUAUAUGGCUAGAGAUGAUGAGGUCAAAAAGACAAAUGUUCUCAAACUUCCGAGCCCAACAGUUUCAAGGACAAAGCUAGCCGCUGAGAAACCAGUCCACACACUCCCAUUUGAUGGUUCAAAUACCGUGAUGACACUCGAGAAGCCAGUACUGAAUAAAAAAGACGAACCCGGAUGGACUCCUGCUCAACUUAAACUUUUGAAAGAAAUGAACGCGGAACAUAAGAAAAUCACAAAAGCUCCUUACCUACCUCACCCAGAAAAGGAGAGAAACAAAGCACGAUGGGAGGCUGAACAAAAACAAAAAUCGGAACUAUCCGUGGAAAAUGGGGUUUCUGAUACUGAUGUCAAACUCGGUGGCCCUUCAAAAAGUGAAAAAAGAAGGCGACACUCUACCAAGGUUGGACCCAUUACGACUACAACCGCAAAUGAGAAAGAAGCGUCGGAAAUUAGCAGAGUGGGCAGUGUGUCGCCAACAACAUCAACUCAGUACAUGGACGAAUUUGAUGUUUCUAAUCUUCCAGAAACGACAUUGAAGAUUGUCAAGAUUCCCAUGGCAACUUUAACUGAACUCAAAAUUAUUCCCACCUUUUACUUGUUACUUUAUCUUGAACAAUUUCGGAAAAGGAAGAAAAACAACGAGCACGACUCGGACGUGACAAGUGAACCUGAAUCAGAUUAUGGUAGCAGUCUGGAUGGCGAGAAAUCAAAAGAUGAUGAGGACGUGGAGCAAGGAAUUCACGAAGAGCACAGAGCGAGACCAAUGACUGCUAAAAAGCAUCGGACUUCUUUGUUUGGAGGGAGCGGAAUGGAUGCACUUCCAGCUCAACCUAGAGCGUGGACCGUUUACUACGCAGGAGACCGAGUUGCUGAGUUCUGGAACAAUCAAAGAAUAAACAGUCAUCCAACGCCUGGAACUCCAACCGAAGACGGGAUAAUUCAAAUGAUGUGUAAAAACAAUUUUCGAUACGAAUGA
Molecule: messenger RNA, 1647 nt
Organism: Caenorhabditis briggsae
Lineage: Eukaryota; Metazoa; Nematoda; Chromadorea; Rhabditida; Rhabditidae
Exons: 11
Coding region: 1-1647 (548 amino acids)
Source: RefSeq, a predicted model, not a curated record